Lachancea lanzarotensis is the source of this 1467-nucleotide messenger RNA. It is a transcript of the gene RPN4, whose product is annotated as LALA0S12e01090g1_1. Bases 1 to 1467 code for a protein of 488 amino acids. Lineage: Eukaryota; Fungi; Ascomycota; Saccharomycetes; Saccharomycetales; Saccharomycetaceae. The transcript has a single exon. Gene Ontology annotation, biological process: regulation of transcription by RNA polymerase II. The record is from RefSeq and is a predicted model, not a curated record. Gene Ontology annotation, cellular component: nucleus.
AUGACUACUACAACAGAAUUGUACCCUCUCACCAGAACCCUAACGGACAUGCUUGACGAUGAGCUGUUACACAUGUCCGCUAACAUGGGCCAGGACAACGCAAAUACCCCCAAAAAUUGGAAAAAUAGGUCUUUGGAGGACUUGCUGGCAGGAUGCAAGCCUAUGAAUGCUUCGCUGUACGACACAGAAGAGCGCAAACAGUCGAUGUUCAACAAAUACGCGGAUCCUUCGCUCACCACAAUGUCGUUCCAGAAGCCGGCCACGGGACCUCCAUCUUCAAUUACACCCGUCCAGGCAACCGUUUCGCUCAACAAAGUGAUGAAUGUCAAUCCCUUUGUAGCCCGUUUGCCCAGUACGGCCACACCGGAGGUUCGUAUAUCUUCACCUGCGUUGUUCCAGGGCGAAGACGAAGAUAUGAUGAUGAUGACAGACGGGCCGGAAAGUUUCCCACCAGACCUUUACGAUGACUACAAUGGACCACAAAAGGUGCUUAGCUGGCCACUGCAGGACUCUGCUACGCUUUCUCUAGAUGCAAUGUCUCUGUUUGAUCGUGAGUUUGGUAACGACUUUAGCGACGAAGAAGAAGAGGAAGAAGAAGACGAAGACGACGAGUGCGAUGUCAAUUGCAGUGGACAAGACUGCAUUCACAGCCAUCAUUACGCGUUGCCUCUACCAGACGACAAUAUGGAAGCAUUUCCUCAAAGUAUAAAUCCAGACGACGACUCACUCAUCUUUGAUAGAAGCAGGCCUGGCGCCAAGUUUGUCGAUGACCACCACGAUGACGAUGCUAUAAUAGAAGAUGAUGAAAGCGAGGACGAAAACGUGGCGAAUCUUCUGAGCAGCGAUGGGACAAAUUCUGAGAAUAUCGACGGACGCAUGUUAAGUCAAGAUCACCGAAAAAGUAGCAUGGUAUGUCUCGACGAACAGCGCCAGAGCGAAUCGUCAGGAACGCUUAUAUCUCGCGAAUCUUCUUUGCCUGCAGAAGCGGCUCAUCUAUCCAGCUCCUCCUUCAACAUUCAAAGUCCAUCGCCUGUUCCUUCUCUCCCGGCCGUUGGCAAAAUGAAGAAAUAUCCAGGGAGACGAAAGUCAUCCACUACAUCUCCAUUGGUUCCAACUUUGAAGAAAAAAUCAUCACCUUUAACCGCACUUUCAAGCGUUAGUUCUAACGGGGUGCAAGAGGUCCAUACAUGCGACCUCACAAACCCGAUAACUAAUGACGUGUGUGGUAAGAAGUUUUCAAGACCUUACGAUUUAAUUCGACAUCAAAAGACUAUCCACGCUAGUAAGAAAAAGGUCUUCCGCUGUAUAAUAUGCAUACAACAGCAGGGUGCGGAGGGGUACGAAAAAACGUUUUCUCGUGGUGAUGCGUUAAGUCGACAUAUUAAGGUUAAACAUGACCUAACAGGUCCGGAAGCUCAGAAAGCUCUCCAGUUUGCUAAGGAAAACGUAGAAUACGCAGGUGCUUAG